Acytostelium subglobosum LB1 is the source of this 603-nucleotide messenger RNA. RefSeq lists its product as hypothetical. The record is from RefSeq and is a predicted model, not a curated record. Gene Ontology annotation, biological process: oxidative demethylation. The coding region runs from base 1 to 603 and encodes 200 amino acids. The transcript has 2 exons. NCBI's taxonomy places the organism in Eukaryota, Evosea, Eumycetozoa, Acytosteliales, Acytosteliaceae. Gene Ontology annotation, molecular function: oxidoreductase activity; demethylase activity.
AUGGCAACAGUAGAGGUAGUGGACAUGGACGAUGGAGUUCAGCUCCCACCCGGUCUAUCAUUGUUGACAGACUUUAUAACAGAGGAAGAGGAGAGAAUACUUGUGGAUAAUAUUGACAAGUCAGAGUGGAAGACAGAGAUUGCUAGAAGGACACAGCAGUAUGGUUAUCAUUAUUGUUAUAGAUUGAGAGGUGUCGAUGAGUUGGAUGACCAGGGUCAGCCCAUGACCCCACCAAUUCCACAAUACCUCCAGUUCCUUGUCGAUAGACUGGCUGCCACGCCACAGAUACCCGUUGGCAUGGACCAGAUAAUCAUCAAUGAGUAUGAGCCUGGCCAGCAGAUCAAGCCGCACAUCGACUCCACCAAGGACUGGGAUGCCUGUGUCGUCAGUCUAAGUUGUCUAUCUGAUUGGCGAAUGGUAUUCAUACCAGAGGAUGAUGACAAGUCGAAGGAGGUAUCAAUGGUCUUGCCUAAGCGAUCGCUCUUGGUUCUAAAGGGCGACGCGAGGUACAAGUGGAAGCAUGGCAUUCGCUCACAGGUCAAGGUUGGAAGGCGUGUAUCCCUAACAUUCAGACAUUACAUUGGUAGUGGCGGAAAUAGUUAA